AUGCUGGUAGUAACAACAGCCGCCGACACGGUCCAGUCACCGGCUGAGUACGUGUCGGACUCGGAAUCGGAAGAUAUAGCCCUCGAUAUGUCGAUGAUCUCGACCACCAGAUUAGCAUCAACUCUUCGGAACUUAAGUCAAACCACGCAGCAGGACAUCCGACAAGUGCUUGAGCAUUCAACAGCAUUUGGUGGAUGGACCAGCAGUGAGUGGGAUAGAGUUUGUGGUGAUGUGGUGGAAGACAGCGAAGAUGAACCAGAGCGUAUGGUUAAUGCCGAGGAACAACCAGAGGAGGAACAACAAGAACAGAUUGAUGAUAAUAACAAUCUCCGGAUCUAUCUUGACUCGCGCAACUAUGAGGCUGCGUCUGUGUCAAGACGGACAUCGCUUCGUAAACGGAACUUUGCUUCCACCCAUCCGUAUCUCACCGACCAGAUUCAUUACCUUGGACUCUCUAAUAUUAACUAUAUUAAUGAGAUCUAUGAGUCUGAACAGGAUCUUGAGAAGAUCGUUAAACUCCUCAAUUACAAUUAUACCGACUUGAAGAAACGGUAUCCUCAUGACGAUAAGUAUAAGCCCAAGAACUUCUAUAGUAUUCUUGGAAAACAGUCACGGGCAGCUCAAGAGCAGGAGCAAGAGAAGGAGCAAGAGCAGUCCAAACAGCAGGAGAAUGAUAGUGAUGAUCAGGAGAAUGAUCAGGAGAACGGUCCAUACUCCAGUCAGGCACUCAGCUACAGUGAUGACGAAGAUAUGGAGGAUGAUGAACUACUAGACAUCCAUAAACGUUCACGUUCACAUAUUGAUAAUCUGAUUAUUAUGGAAGAAGACAGUGAUGAUGAUACGGUAAUCCAAGUCGGAGGUCGACUAUUGAAGGAGAAGAGUGUGCUACGAGGGGUAUUACCUGAAUCAGCCAAACGGCUAGAUAUCUACAGACGUAUACCGAGAAAGUCAUAUACCAAACCUAAGAAACUGACUCUAGUUCUGUACCGAAAGGGUCUAGCCAUUAAGAAAGGUACCGGGAAAGGACUACGAGCUGCCGAUGAACUUUCAGGCUUUCUAUAUGAUGGUCCCGAAGGAUCUGAAGGAUCGGAAGUCACUAGAAGUCGAAGUCCAACCCUCAGUCGACUGUCGAGUCCCGAACCGUCUCGACUCGAUACCCUCGGGAUCCUCUCUGAUAGUGAGAGUUCCGACUCUGAAGACGAUGCUCAACCUGUAAAUAGUGAUUCCAAUGAGCUGUCUAAUGGUCUGGACUUGUUUGAUUACCCCCAGAACGACGAUGGCUAUGAGUCAGUUGUGGAAAUGGACUACAUCAAUCCCAUGUUCACUGCCACCACCAAGAAGAGAAGAACUGGUCCCAAGAGUCACACUAAGACUGCCACUAAGACCCAGACUGUGAAGACUCACAGUCAUACUCACACUCGCACUCCAAACACAUCCAUUAAACCCAAAUCAACCACAACCACGACAAGAAAAGCAACUAAACCACACUCCAAGAAGCAGCGACUUAUCUCCGACACCACAUUCGGACGACUUGUCAGUCGUCGGAUCAACUCCAGGUCGGUGACUACUUCAACUAAAUCUCACAGAAAGAAGAAGAGACCCAGAGAUACCCCACUAGACUUGCUUCUACUCGGCUCCAGAAACAAUAAGGAUUUGCUUAGUGAUUAUCAGUUCUCCCGUAAUCCUCUUCAGUCUACAGUGGUUAUAGAAGAAGACAGUAAUAAGAAAUUCAUAAAGCACAAUCAUAAGUAUGCGCCCAGUAGCUCCACUGGUCAAACUACUAGUCUUAGAAAUACUUAUCCAUCAACCAUAAGUCUACGAAACAGAGUCGAAUUCCCCCACGACUUUAUACUAGCCCAUAUCAAUCUAGUCAAGUUAAAAGAUUUGAGUUUGGGCCGUAGUUACGUGCUUGGAAGAGACUCUGUGUGCGUAAGUGUCCAGGACAAAACAUAUACAUUUACCCUAAUUAAUAGUUCAGAAGCUAGUCAAAUGAUGAUAGAACUAAUGGGACAGAUUGAGGGGAUGGUACGGAAUCUUACUGCACUUUCAGAGUCUGAGAUUCACCAGUUAUAUGAUGCUGUAAGGGGUAUAUUAGUAUGGUGGAUUAUAUGGCAAGCUCCAGCCACUGAUGCCCAUCGGGACCUGAUUAAAUCCAUCCUACAAGCCCUUUAUCAGGCUCGGGAUACGUCCAGUAUCAGACUAUCAAAGUGGCUAUAUCCCUACUUCAUGCUAGUCCACUAUGAAUGGGAGGUAAUGGCCACUAUGAAUUCUCCAUCCAUGGCUCCUCCUCCUCGUCCUCCUACAUUAAACUCCAACUAUGUGGUCAAGUACUGGGACCUCUUCAUUCGAGACUUCGAGCCCGACCAGUUUAAUGAGAUAUUGAUCAACAGUUCCAGCAAAGACUAUGAACUGUUCCAUAUCAUGCAUGUUCUCUUGGGGUUCCAGCACCAAUUCUGGACUCUGAUCAAUAGUGCAUUGGACUAUGUCAGUACUCAUGUUGAUGUGUCCAUUAGUCUUGAAGCCGUCUAUGCCUUGGCCUGUUACGAUCAUAGUCUGACCGAUUGGUCACCCUUCUAUACGGUGUAUACCACCAUAAGUCAACAGGAAGAAUCGGAAAUUCAUAAUCGGUUCUUGGAUGUAGUCUACCUCAUGAACCAUAAGUAUAAUUGGUCUAUACUGGAGAAGAUGAUCCUACUUGUCUAUAGUAACAUUACAGCCAGAAGGUUUGCUAACUUCCAUGAAGAAUGGACCGUUCCCGAACUUAUGGAACCAAUCAGAACUCGCAAUGAUAUUCCUAUCGAUACCUUCUUUGAAAGAUUUAUGCUAUUCCUUUAUUCGUAUGUUGGAGAAUUACCUCCCCAGUCUAAUACUAAGAGAUUGAUAACUAAAUUGUUCACCUCCAGUAACUAUACGUAUGGAGAGGAUAAACAGCACUUUGUAAUGUUUAUGAAUCGAAUGAACUUCACAUUACUCUUAGUACAAAUCUCGGAAGUAGACCUUAAGAAUCAACUCUUUGAUUUGAUAGGCAGUGUGGUAGACUCUAAGGAUUAUGGGAUUCUUAAGAUCUCGAUUACGGCAUUGACUCAGUAUACUCAGGUAGUACUAAGUCGAGGGUCCUUAAGUUUACCAGUAGACUGUAUGGCAUUACUCAUUAAUUCAGUUGGUCACUCGUACUAUGGACUUGCAGGAGCUGUUAAGUUGUGGACUUCCCUCUAUAAAUGUCUUACUAUGGUGAUAUCCACAACUGCAACCACAGCUCCUAUCAGGUAUAUCUUUCAGUUCUUAGACAUAGUGGCCAAGGUCAAUAAACGUACCCCUUCCAAGCUCCUUGUCGAGCUCUGGCGUCUUGUCUAUGGAGCUCUUAAUCUGCUAGUACUUCAACCAAGAUCGGGUCCUAUGAUGAAAAGACUCGAUAGUAUUCUCACCAGCAUUACCGACCUUAAUCUCAGCCUAAUCAAUGAUCAAAUGAGUAAAGUUCCCCUACCAACCAUUGCUGAAGAACUUAAGGUUGAACAACAUGUGGAGCUAUGUAUACAGAUCUGGACAACCAGUACAUUCUUAUCAUCCCAACCCAAUUGGAUAAAGCUUGUGCUUCAGAUCUAUCCGUAUUUGGGUAAUCAACAACUGCGAGAUAAGUUCUUACUUUACUUCUAUAGUCAAAUCCUUAAGUACUCUCCUAUUAAGGCAUGUAAAGAAAGUAUUAUAACAGCAGUCCUUAAGAAUUUAGCAUCAUUCUCAUCAUCCAAAUAUGUCUCGAUGGUUAUAAAUCAACUUUGUACAGAAAAGAAUGAAGUCUUUCAAUUCCCCAAAUCAUUUGUAUCGGAUGGAUUUGGACACUUCCAUAUUCUGAAUCAUCGUACUAAUGUGGUAACUAUGGUAUUCAGUAAUAUUGCCAAGAGUCAAAGAAUACCUCCAGUGACAAAGUCCCUAUAUGUAGAAGAAUUCUUAAAAGUUAUGAAUAAUGAGUAUAACAAAUACUAUUCUUCUGGUUGGCGGAAUUGGAUAUGUUUAAUUGGAGAUCCAAACCCAUCAAGCAACAGCUUAUGGUAUUCAAUUCUGAUUUGGUUCAUGCCAUUCAUUUCCAACAGGACUAUGACCAUUUACUCUUGA
Messenger RNA from Scheffersomyces amazonensis, 4110 nucleotides. RefSeq names its product Mms22p (gene MMS22). Gene Ontology annotation, biological process: replication fork processing; DNA repair. The record is from RefSeq and is a predicted model, not a curated record. Gene Ontology annotation, cellular component: nucleus. The transcript has 2 exons. The coding region runs from base 1 to 4110 and encodes 1369 amino acids. Lineage: Eukaryota; Fungi; Ascomycota; Pichiomycetes; Serinales; Debaryomycetaceae.